AUGAACCAGGACACUUUCGUUCAAAAAACCUACACAGCAGGUACGAUUCCGCCGCAACGGCAUGCGGUGGCAUACCAAGCAUACCCAACUCCUAGUGGGACUUCUCAUUAUCCAGCGUCGAUAGAGCAGCCUAUCAUGGUUAGUAAUCCAGUGAUGAAGUCGCCAGAUGGAUUUUUAGCAUCGCAAAUGAAUGGGUUUCAUCUCCAGUCGCCAGCAACUGACAACAAUCCGAUGUUUCCUUCAUUUACAUAUAACCCAAAUCCCCCUAUGGCCUCGUUCCAGCGGCCUGUCAAGGUACCUGUCAGUCCAACAUCCAAUACAGUGCCCAAAAACCUUGCUCAACAUCCACCUUUUUAUACACCUCCGUCUAUGAAUUCAACUGUUUUCAACGCUAAUGUGUUGCCUCAGACACCAGCACCUUCGAUGAUUCCGGCAGCUGCGGGCCAGCUUGGACAUGUGCUCUCGUCUCCUAAUGAACCUCCACAUGUUUCAUCGCAAAUUCCGGGCUACUAUUCUACAUCUUCAGAAAAGGCUUCCAGCCAUAAUGGAACUAUUUCCCAAGAAAGCGUCAAGACCGAAACUUCUCCCAGUAUGUUGAACCAAAUCAGCCCGGAAGAUAUAUUUGCAACGCUGACAGAGCCCGAAGAAGGAGAUUUUCCGGACACAACCAACGUGACCAUCGAUGAUAUUUUGAAGGAAGACCCAUUUGUCGACCUCAAACCCGAGACCACCGACAACGAAGCGAGCUUCAUGUCGUGCUUUUUGGACUUGGACGAGCUUUCGGGCGACGAUAUACCAGUCAAGGCGGAGGAGCUCAGUGGGCUCGGCAUUUAUAGCAUUGGCAAGGACCAUGGCGAUGAUGGAGUUAAAUCUGGUAAAAGAACCGGGGACAUUCUCGCGGCAGAAACUAUUAAAACCACCUCCCACGCCGCCAGGUCGGAAAAAGCGUCAAAGGAGAGGACGUUGAAAAAGUCCAAGUCGUUUAGCGGCAACGCAACCAUGGUUACAAAAGUGAAUUCUGGAUUAGGAACUCCCCACACUCCAUCCACGAAACAGCGUCCGAAAUUUUCGUUUAGUGAAUGCUCGGGAGAAUUCGCAGUACAAAGUCUGUACUCGUUUGUUUUGGAAAAUCUGGCCAUGGCAGGCAACAAGCCUUCAACAUCGAGAAGACCCGAGAGACCGAUAAUGAAGCGUGCGGUUACUUAUGCUCUCGACACUUCUCCCACAAAAACCAGCGACGUACCACCACCUCUACUCAAAAGCAUGGAAUCGGGGUGUCUACAGUUCCAGGUUGACUUGGGCAAGAACAUGUAA
Meyerozyma guilliermondii ATCC 6260 is the source of this 1314-nucleotide messenger RNA. RefSeq lists its product as uncharacterized. NCBI's taxonomy places the organism in Eukaryota, Fungi, Ascomycota, Pichiomycetes, Serinales, Debaryomycetaceae. The record is from RefSeq and is a predicted model, not a curated record. Bases 1 to 1314 code for a protein of 437 amino acids. The transcript has a single exon.